AUGGCUGUGUCUAACAAGUGGGAGAAUGCUUGUAGAUUAUGUUCAGAAGAGAAGAAUGAAAUGUUAUCAAUUUUUGGUAAUGAAGGUGUACAACGUAAAGUAGCACAAAAAUUACGUGCUUGUUUGCCAGUCUUAGUAUACAAAACCGAUCCACUGCCAAAGCAAAUAUGUCAGUUCUGUGCCGCAAGGCUGGAUGAUGUUUAUGAGUUCAGAGAAUAUUGUUUGAGUGUUUACAAAAGUAUGUAUUUGAAAUUAUUAGCAUAUAAGGAUAUUGAAUCUGUUCAAAUUUAUUUAGAAGCAAUGAAAAAUUCUCCUGAUCCUUGUCAGGCUCAAUUAUGGAGAGAAAAGGCUAGAGCACCACCACCUUUGGUACCUUUGCCAGUUUCACUGCCAAUUGAAAGUCCAUCAAUGUCAAUAGAUAUUAAUCAAGAGCAUCAAAAUAGUUGCAUAGAAUCAUUACCUGAAUUACCAUGUGAAGUAGAGAUUAAAGAAAUGACUACAGAAUCAAUAGAAACAGAUAUCAGUACAUAUGAAUCAUCACAUAAAAACUGUAUAGAAAAUGAGUUAUAUGAUAAAUUAAAUAUAAUAGUAAAUCAUAAUACAAGUUUAUUAAAAAAUGAAAAUAAUGUCUCAAGACAAAAAAUAAAGGAGGAAGAAAAAAGAACUAGUAUUUUAGAACAAGUACUGACAGGUAGUUUAACAAUGAAUGACAGAAAAGAUUUAAACUCAGAAACAAAAUUAUCUUCUAAAUGGUGGUGUACUCCUUGUAAUAGUUACUAUAAAACAAAGGAAAGCUUAAUGAAACAUAUGCAGUUACACUGUCCAAGAAAAUAUAACUGUAGAAAAUGUUCUGCUUGCUUUGAAUUGGUAGAAGACUUAGCUAAACAUGAAGCUACUAAUCACUUGAAAGUAACAUUAGACUUUGAUAGAAGUGUUAUAGAUUGUGAUCAAUGUGAUAGACAAUUUGUGAGCUGGGAAAUGUUAAAGAAACACAGAUUACGUGAUCAUUUAACUCAAAUAAAUGAAAUUGGGACCAAUACAUGGUGCUCCUUAUGUAAUAGAUUUUUCCCAAGUACAGAAGCCUAUCAAAGUCACAUUCAAUUGCAUGAAGUCAGUAAUUCAACAAAAAUAUUGCAAUUAACAAAUCAGCAAUCAAUGAAAAUUCUCAAAAACGAAGAAUCUUCAAAAGAAAUGAAAAAAGAACAUUUUACAGAUACCACUAAAUCACUUACAUGUCCUACUUGUGGAAAAAUUUGUACUCAACAAAGUGCAUUAUCAAAUCACAUGCGUACUCACGAACCAAAAAGACAUAAAUGUGAUAUAUGCGGUCGAUCUUUUGGACUUUUUAUACGUUUAGCAGCACAUAGAAUGAGCGAACAUAGUCAAGAACCCACAGUAUCACUUGUAAUGACCAGUGUUGAACAAGAAGAAGCAUUAAAUGCUGAAAGGGAAGCUAAAGAAGCGAAAGAAGCCAGAACUCGUGCAAAAACUAGAACAUAUUCAGAGAUGAUGGAAGAUAUUCCUAAUCAUGAAGAUUUACCAUCGAAAAGAAAUGUUCCAUUAAAUACUAAUGCAUUUAAAAAUGUUGCAAGAUGUGGUAUAUGUUUACAAUGGUUCAGUGAUCAUACUACAAUGUUAACGCAUUUACGAACACAUUCAGAUAAUUAUACUUGUAAAAAUUUCACUUGUCACAUAUGUAAAAAAUCUUUCAAAGAAAAAUGGCAACUAUUUAGACAUGAGGUAUCUCAUAAACGAAAUGAAUCGACAUCAAUGUACAUAUGCACAGUAUGUAACAAAUCAUUUGUAGACAAAAAUAUAUAUAAAACGCAUCAAAAAUCUCACAUUAUUGAUAAAACAUAUCAUUGUUCAAAAUGUAAUAAAAUAUUUUUCAAAGAAGUAUCUCUAUUAACACAUCAAUGUUCGGCAGAAACUGUGCUCAGUAAGAAAGGUGUUUCCUCAAAGACUUCACAAAAAUCUAUGUCAGUUAGUAACAGCAAAAAAUAUAAAUGUUCCAAGUGUAAUGCCUCUUUCAGUAGUUUUCAAUCUAAAAACUCUCAUAUGAGAAUACACAUGGAAAGUUCAUAUACAAUGGUGCGAAAACAAGAUUUAAAGAAAGAGUCAAAAGAAGAAGAAAAAGAAGAAGAAGAAGAAGAAGCUAUGCCAAAAUUAAUUCCUGAAACGUCAUUGGAAUAUUCCAUAUCUCCUAUUGAACCGAAAAUAGAAAUAAAUGAAGAAAGUGCACCACCUCCGAUUAAACGAACCUUAAUCAAGACAAUGGGCGGGUAUCGAUGUGGAGUGUGUCAAUCUCCAUUUGUUUUAAGAGAAUUAGCUGUUGCACAUUUAAGAUCUGCACAUCCUCUGAUGCCAUAUCAAUGUCCUUAUUGUAAAAAACGAUUUACUACGCAAUAUACAUUCACGCAUCAUAUUAAAACAGAUCAUCCUGACGAACACGAGAAUUGAAUUGUACAAGUUAAAAUGCCAAAUGGUUAUUAUACCAUAAAAUAAUGCCUUUGAGAAGGGAGACUGGAUUAGAACUAGUACUUAUACUGAACGUGCCUAUUUAAGUACUGUAUUAUGAAUUUUUAGUCAAAUUGAUUUAUAAAUGCCGAAGAAAUAUAUUAUCAAAUUAGAUAUUGUAUAUAUUGUUCAUUAGUGACAGUUUCACAAAGUUGUAUAAAAAUGUUAUCUUCUUUAUAUAAUUUGUUAGCAUUGACAGACAUUCCUUUUUUUUCUUUUUUUUUUUAAAUAAGAAAAUUUUUGAAAUUCUAA
Messenger RNA from Apis florea (little honeybee), 2769 nucleotides. RefSeq lists its product as uncharacterized. Gene Ontology annotation, biological process: regulation of transcription by RNA polymerase II. Lineage: Eukaryota; Metazoa; Arthropoda; Insecta; Hymenoptera; Apidae. Gene Ontology annotation, cellular component: nucleus. Gene Ontology annotation, molecular function: DNA-binding transcription activator activity, RNA polymerase II-specific; RNA polymerase II cis-regulatory region sequence-specific DNA binding; zinc ion binding. The record is from RefSeq and is a predicted model, not a curated record.